AUGGCUGCCACGGACGUUGACGUUUUCUCGAAUGAAGAGAAGCGUAACCUGAGUUUGGGCGGACAUGUUGGAUUUGACAGCCUCCCUGACCAACUGGUCAGUAAAUCGGUCACACAGGGAUUUUGUUUUAACAUUCUCUGUGUAGGGGAGACUGGUAUCGGCAAGUCAACGUUAAUGAACACCCUCUUCAAUACCAUGUUCGAGAACGAAGAGGCGAGCCAUUAUCAGAACGGGGUCUAUCUGCGGCCGCGAACAUACGACCUGCAAGAAAGCAACGUCCACCUCAAACUGACGAUUGUUGACACGGUUGGCUUCGGUGAUCAGAUCAACAAAGAGGAUAGUUACAAGCCCAUCGUUGACUACAUUGACACUCAAUUUGAAAACUAUCUCCAGGAAGAGCUGAAGAUCAAACGCUCGCUGUUUAACUACCACGACACCAGGAUUCACAUCUGCCUUUAUUUCAUCGCCCCGACAGGACACUCCCUCAAGUCCCUGGAUCUUGUAACGAUGAAGAAAUUGGACAGCAAGGUCAAUAUAAUACCGAUAAUUGCAAAAGCUGACACAAUCUCCAAGAGUGAGCUCCAUAAAUUCAAAAUAAAGAUUAUGAGUGAGCUGGUGAGCAACGGUGUCCAGAUAUAUCAGUUUCCAACGGAUGAUGAAGCAGUCAGCGAGAUCAACGCCUCCAUGAACGCCCAUCUGCCGUUUGCUGUGGUUGGGAGCGUGGAAGAGGUCAAAGUGGGGAACAAAACCGUGAGGGCCAGACAGUACCCCUGGGGUGUCGUGCAAGUCGAGAACGAGAGUCACUGCGACUUUGUAAAACUCCGAGAGAUGCUGAUCAGGGUCAACAUGGAGGAUCUGAGGGAGCAGACCCACGCCCGCCACUAUGAACUGUACCGACGCUGUAAGCUGGAGGAGAUGGGCUUUAAGGAUACGGAUCCUGACAGCCAGCCAUUCAGUCUUCAAGAGACAUAUGAGGCCAAGAGGAAAGAGUUCUUGGGGGACCUGCAGCGUAAAGAGGAAGAAAUGCGACAAAUGUUUGUCAACAAAGUAAAAGAGACGGAAGCAGAACUGAAAGAAAAGGAGAGAGAGCUGCACGACAAGUUCGAGCAGCUGAAGCGGAUGCACCAGGAGGAGAAGAGGAAGGUGGAGGAGAAGCGGAGAGACCUGGAGGAGGAGAUGAACGCCUUCAAUAGGAAGAAGGUGGCAGCCGAGACGCUCUCCUUAUCCCAGCCCCUCAAGAAAGACAAGGACAAGAAAAAUUAAUUUAUGGGCGCUGUAUACCCUCCCACACACGACCAUGGAUUUGUCCUCCAUCACCAUACAACGACAACACCUGUUUAUUUUGUCUGUUUGUUUGUUUUUUUGUUUUGACAUUCCAUCUUGACAUUGUGCACAUGGACCAAAGACACUGAGGAUGAUGGUGAUGAUGAUGAUGAUGAUGAUGGUGAUGAAGCCACAGGGGAGAAAAGAGGGAAAGAUGGUGAGAGAUAAAGAGGAAAUUGCCAACAGUGGCCAUCUCAUUUGUUCAGGAUCUUUCAUUCUCUGUUUUUUGUUGUUUUGUUGUUUUUUUGGACACUUUUUAUAUAUAUGCAUUUUGUUUUUCUAUGUUGUGAUUUAAAGAUUUUUUUGCCAUCAACUAUUCACACAGAAACGAGAAGCCCUUCAAACCUUUUGGGUACUACAGUGUAACACAGCGGGCAAGUCAUUUGAAACCAUUCAAGAUGUAUUUAAAAAAAUAUAUAAUUAUGAUGAGCUAGAUUUUAUAGGACUGACAUUCAAAUUAAUAAUUGAAGAUAUCAUGAAACAAAGCCUUUCCUUAAGUAUUUUUAAAUACACGAGCUGUUUGAAAUGUUGUCCAGUUGUGGUAUGUCUGUUAACCUUUCUAUAAUCUUUAGAAUUUAUAUUAAGUACAGUUCACAGUAGAAUAAAUCCUGUAUCAAAUGAGCCCAAAUAAUACAUUUAAAUAGCAUUAUGUCAAGCAAUAAAACUGAGUACCUGUAUACUGUGUAUAUAUCACUGCAUAUACAUAGGUACUGACAACUUCAAACUUAGUCUUAAGUCUUAAUAAAAACGUAUGCAAUA
Messenger RNA from Morone saxatilis (striped sea-bass), 2082 nucleotides. It is a transcript of the gene septin8a, whose product is annotated as septin 8a. Bases 1 to 1263 code for a protein of 420 amino acids. The record is from RefSeq and is a predicted model, not a curated record. Gene Ontology annotation, molecular function: molecular adaptor activity; GTP binding; GTPase activity. Gene Ontology annotation, biological process: cytoskeleton-dependent cytokinesis. The transcript has 10 exons. Gene Ontology annotation, cellular component: septin complex; microtubule cytoskeleton; septin ring. Lineage: Eukaryota; Metazoa; Chordata; Actinopteri; Moronidae.